UUUUUUCACAUCCCUAUUUAUAUUAUAUUAGUCGUCUUUUGUUUAUUCAGAAUAACUAUUAAAAGAUAUAUAUUUUUAUAAUUACAAUACGUUUUCUCGGUGAAUGUUUUCUUAUAUUAUAUGCACGCACACACAAUAAUGGGAACUCCGAAGGGAAGAAAAUGGUUUAAACCCAUGUUUGAAUUUGAGGAACCUGAUCCUCCAAAGAAAAAGAAAGGGAAUAGUAUAAAUAAACCCAGAGAGACAAAAAAUUAUGAUAAAGAGGUUCCACUCAAACAGAAUAAUAAUAUAACAGUGCAUAAUGUAAACAAUAAAAAUUGGAUGAAAAAUUUUGACCCAGUAAACAUAGAAGACUUAGCUGUUCAUAAUAAGAAAGUACAAGAAGUUGAAGAGUGGUUAAAAUGUUCAUGUUUAAGCGGCAGCAAUAGUAACAUGUUAUUACUCUCAGGACCAGUAGGGUGCGGAAAAACUGCAACUAUUUACACAUUAGCAGUUAAACAUGAUAUUAAAUUAACAGAAUGGAUAACUCCUGUUGAUAUAGAAAUUCCUUCUGAUUAUGGUGACUACCAUUAUAAAGAAUCUCAGACUAAAAAAUUUUUAGAUUUCAUAAUAAAUGCAGCAAACUUUACAUCUCUUUUGGAUAGUAACAGUAAAAAACUGGUACUUGUAGAAGAUUUUCCAAAUGCAUUUCUAAGAACACCAGCAGAUUUCACAGAUAUUUUGCAACAGUACAAGCGAAGAGCAAAAAGUCCAUUAGUUUUUAUAUGUUCGGAAACUCACAGUGACAAUAAGAAUACUGCUCUUCACCUCUUUACUCCCACAAUAAAGGAUCAGUUUAAUAUUAAUCAUAUAAUGUUCAAUAGUAUAUCUGUGACGGGUUUGAAGUCAGCUUUAAAACGAACAGUUGAUAUAAUUAGUAAGAAAUACACUACUAUGUACAAUAUACCUAGCCCAUCUGUAGUGGAUUCAGUAGUGCAUUCAUCGGGAGGUGAUGUCAGAUCUGCGAUUUUAAAUCUUCAUUUCGCAGCAUUAAAAGGUUCUACAAUGAAUUUAGAGACAAGUAUAAUUCAAGAAAAGGAAGUAAAAAGCAAAGGCGUUAAAAGGAAAAAAAAUUCAUCAAGUAAAUUCAUGUCACUGGGAAAGGAUCAAACUGUUAGUAUUUUACAUGGAGUGGGCAGAGUUUUAAAUCCUAAAGUUGUACCUUCAGAGAAUGGUGGUACAAAUUUAACACAUUCACCAAGAGAUGUAAUAGAACAAUUCAUUAGCCACCCAAGUUCAUUUAUUGCAUUUUUAGAAGAAAAUUACUUAGCCCACUUCUCAAGCCUUAAUGAUGUAGAUAAAGCAGCAUCAGCUCUAAGUGAUGGCGACUUCAUGUUAGGAGAAUGGAGGGAGAAAACAUGUCAGGAAUAUGGCUUAUAUACAGCAGUAGCUGGUCUAAUGUUGGCAAACAAAGCACCUGUAUCAGCUUGGAAUCCUGUGCGUGGUCCCAAAAACAUGAGAGUGCAAUAUCCGACUCUAAAAGAAAUGCCACAACUCGACAAAGACUAUUUAUACAAAGCCAAAGUACUAGUGACAGACUACUUGACCUACUGCAAAAUAAUUGGCAAUAAAGCUGAAGACAUUCUUUUAGAUAUUUCGGAUUAAAGCGGUCAAUAAAACCAUGUAGUACAAAA
Molecule: messenger RNA, 1673 nt
Organism: Pieris napi
Lineage: Eukaryota; Metazoa; Arthropoda; Insecta; Lepidoptera; Pieridae
Gene: Rad17
Product: cell cycle checkpoint protein RAD17
Exons: 10
Coding region: 121-1644 (507 amino acids)
Biological process (GO): DNA damage checkpoint signaling; mitotic DNA replication checkpoint signaling; DNA repair
Molecular function (GO): chromatin binding
Source: RefSeq, a predicted model, not a curated record